Molecule: messenger RNA, 3559 nt
Organism: Hemiscyllium ocellatum (epaulette shark)
Lineage: Eukaryota; Metazoa; Chordata; Chondrichthyes; Orectolobiformes; Hemiscylliidae
Gene: spry1
Product: sprouty homolog 1, antagonist of FGF signaling (Drosophila)
Exons: 2
Coding region: 844-1818 (324 amino acids)
Biological process (GO): negative regulation of MAP kinase activity; multicellular organism development; negative regulation of Ras protein signal transduction
Cellular component (GO): membrane; cytosol
Source: RefSeq, a predicted model, not a curated record
CAGCGGUGGAAUGCGAGCUGGCGACCAAUGAGGGCGAGGGGAACGUGGUGUGUGUUCGUGCGGGGCUAGCGGUGGAGGGGACGGGACGAGCGGUCGCCAGUGGCACUGAGGACAAUCGGAGAGCGGAGCGGUUUGGCGCAGCUACGGCUGUUUUUUUGCGGGGGAAGAACAGCUCGCCGUGCCGAGGGGGAGCUGACCACGCAGUGUCUCCAUAACACAGUGCAGAGGAGCAAGGCUUCACUCCCACAGGCACAGACAGGAGUGGGGAGCUCUUCCAACACCUCCAUACAACCAGGAGCAGGCACACACACCGAUGCAGUUGCAGGUGACCCCUUCCCUGUGAGGCAGCCAAGGUGCAGGAACAAAAAGUCUUUGCGGAGAGCGUGAGUGCCCGAACAAGGAGACAGCCCUCAGCGAGAGCUUGCUGCAGGGAGGCGCCGCUGAGGAAGUCAGCCGAAGGACGGGGGCGGGGAGGGGGGAGCCAGUGCAGCCGCGAGUGGUCAGCAGCCCCGCCACCCAUCCCCCCCCCCACCACCCCAGCCCCGCAGCCUGCACCCGCACCCGCACGGCACGCCUGCAUCUCGGGGCCAGUGCAUCGCGGGCUCCUGCUCCCCUCAGCUCGACAAAUUGCACUCCCGUUCGGUCUUAUUUUCGGCCCGACGACGUGUUUUGUAAAUACACACUUUUUGGUUUUGAUGUAAAGGCUGCAGUCUGGGGACCUACCUUGGAAAAGACUUGGCAAAAGCAGCAAUAAAAUGGAUUUGUACUUGGUGGAUAUAUGGAAAUAGAAUUUCAGAUGCAUGCCAAGCCUCUGGUGAAUGUUGGAAUUUGUGAUCGCUGCAGAUGGAGACCCGUAUUCAGCAUGGCGGUGGUGGUUCAUUGGUGGUAAUCCAGCAACCCCCUCUCGACAGCAGGCAGAGACUGGACUAUGAACGGGAGCUGCAGCACACUGCCAUUUUAUCCCUCGAUCAGAUUAAAGCAAUCAGGACCAGCAAUGAAUACACAGAAGGCCCUGCUAUUGCGAAGAAGGCUAGUAGCAUUAAUAGCAGCAGACUCACACAACGGCAUGAGAAGCAUGAAAGGACUCACGAAGUGAUACCGAUCAAUGUGAAUAAUAACUAUGAGCAUCGGUCCACUCACCACACACAUGCUGGUCACCACUCCUCGACCAGGAUGCCUGUGUUGAGCAGAUCGACUAGCACGGGUAGUGCAGCUAGCUCAGGGAGCAACAGUAGUGCGUCAUCUGAGCAAGGGCUUUUGGGACGUUCACCACCAUCACGGCCAACCUCCAGCCACCACAGAUCGGACAGGAUGGUUAGAAUACAACCUAAACCAUCUCUCUGCACAACCAAUGAGCUGAAAUGCUUGGGGAAGGAGGAUUUGGCAAAGCAUAGGUUUAUAUGUGAGCAAUGUGGGAAAUGCAAGUGCAGAGAGUGUACAGCACCGAGGACCCUCCCUUCACGUUUGGCUUGUAACAGGCAGUGCCUGUGCUCGGCAGAGAGCAUGGUGGAGUACGGUACGUGCAUGUGCCUAGUAAAGGGAAUCUUCUACCACUGCUCCAAUGAUGACGAAGACUCCUGUGCUGAUAAUCCUUGCUCCUGCUCCCAUUCACACUGCUGCUCCAGAUUCUUGUGCAUGGGUUUAAUGUCCUUGUUUCUGCCCUGUUUACUCUGCUACCUUCCAGCUAAGGGCUGUAUUAAACUUUGCCAAGGGUGCUAUGACCGUGUAAACCGACCUGGGUGCCGAUGCAAGAAUUCAAAUACUGUGUAUUGCAAACUCAAGAGCUGUCCCACUCCAGGGGAGGACAAACCCUCUUGAUCUGGGGCAGCCAAGAUCUUUAACGCUUUUUUCUUUUUUACAUUUUUUAAAUUUUGAAAUCAUGCCUGUGUGUUUAUCCACUUCAGCCUCAGACUUGAUGUCAAAGUGCAGCAACUGUUCUAAUCUUACCCAUUCUACAAUCGUGAGAUGGAUGCUCUCUGUCAACAUGGCACCGCUCCAGUUCUGCCUGUCAGGCUUAGGGUCAUGAAUGUUUCAGGUCCCCAGAGGUGAAGGUACAUCUGUAUCACUUCGCAGGAGUAAACCAUUGCUUUCUCACCUGCAAGCAGCCCCCUUAACUAAUUCCUAUUGUCCACAGAUUUUUUUCAUGUUGCACAAAAUAUUCUGGUAUUUUUUACAAAAUCAUCAACAAAGUUAGCGUAAGUGAAACUAAUUAACCAGAUUCUGAGGGGGGGGUUUUAAUCUGUUUAAUAUAUGGAUGUUACAAUACAAUUGCAAACCAAUAAGAUAAUUAAAGGAAAUCACUGGUGCGGUGGUCACAAUACAAUGGCCUGCACCGGAGUGGCAAUCGCAAAAUAAUAUCCACUCUGAAAGAGCCAGAUGUUCUCUGACACUUAAAAUAAUGUGAUAGAUUAAUUGGGUCUCAUCAUUCUUUAUAAUUUUUGUUACUUGUUUCUGUGCUGUCGCAAAAUUAUCCAGGUAAGCAUUUCUCUGUUCCCUAACUAAGGGAUGAAGCAGAUAUGAGAAUAAAGCUGUGUUCUUUGCUUUGUACUCAAUGUGCUUUACUCUGAACGGGAGUGCAUAUUCUGGCCACCUCAAACUACUUUAGCAACGGGCAUCAUUAGUUUAGCUGUAUUAACUGACAAGAUUUCCAUUGUUUGUUAUUUGUCGGAGAAACUGUUAAUGUGCUGUUUUGGUUCAGUUUAUAGUUUUGCAACAUUUAGCUGACCUUGGAAUUUUUUCCUCUGUUACAAUGCAUAAAUACCUGGCAACCUGUUAGAAAGAAUAUGAUCCAAGUUUUCAAAGUAUACAACUUGGUUCAUUGGAUGAUACACAGUGAGCGAGUAUGAUUUCAAAAUCUGUAGUAUACUGCAUGCCUCAAGUUCUUCACACUUCUUUUACGUUUAAACAAGUUAAUCAAACAAUAGGAAAGAGUAAUAUUAUUUUAUAAAGAAAGGAAUAUAAUUUGUUGUAUCUUAAUUCAAAAUUCUGCACUUGUCCAAACAAUAGCAAAUUUGUAGUAUUCUGAACAAUGUUCAGCAUAUUGUAUUUUGUUUCACAAGAUAGGUCAGCUUUGGAUUUUAUAUUUCAACCUAACCCCCAGUGAGUGUUUUUAAUACAGGAGUACAGAAUCCCCCCCCCGCUAAUCUUUUAGUUUAAUGGUGUUUAAUACAGAGGAAUAACAAUAUUUUCUGAGGUGAUAACUGGAUAUCAGAGGUAUUAGCAACAUGCUUUUGAUAAAUAUCUUUGUAUUUUAUUGUGACAUCCAUAAUUAAAUGUCAAGUUGACGUAAAAUUGAUGAGACAGUAUUCUGGUUUAUUUUCCUAAAUUUGCCCCAAUAAGUUCUCCAUACUUCUGUAUUGAGCCAUACAGUGGCUUUAUCAUGUAUAUAUUUUAUGUAAAAAAAAAGUUUUGAGGAAUUACAAGUGUUUUAAAAUGUCUCAAAACUUCUUUUGUUGUAAAGAAUAUUUAUUAUGUGAAGCUCUAUUAUUUUAUGGUAUUUAUUUCAAAAAGCUGUCUGAAAUUUUACUCAUUUCUGAAUAUAACAAAUAGCAUUACUUAC